AUCAUCGUCUGCAGUGGGAGGGGACUGUGUUUUACUCAAGCUAUUUAUGGUAUCUCCCCAGUUCUUAGUGUGUCUCACCGACAAGCGUGUGGCGCAGCACGGACAGAAAUAGUCGGUAGGAUGUCCAAAGAGGGCCAACCACGUGAGCCUGAGCAGCUGCGGAAGCUCUUCAUUGGAGGGCUUAGCUUUGAAACCACGGACGAUAGUUUGCGGGCACAUUUUGAACAAUGGGGCACCUUAACGGAUUGUGUGGUAAUGAAAGAUCCAAACACCAAACGCUCCAGGGGCUUUGGGUUUGUCACUUAUUCCAACGUGACUGAAGUCGAUGCCGCUAUGGAUGCACGUCCUCACAAGGUCGACGGUAGGCUCGUGGAGCCCAAGCGAGCUGUGUCUCGAGAGGACUCCAACAAGCCAUUUGCUCACACAACUGUGAAGAAGAUCUUUGUGGGUGGCAUUAAGGAUGACACAGAGGAGAACCAUCUUCGUGACUACUUCAAACAGUUUGGCAAAAUCGAGGCCAUUGAAAUCAUGGUUGACCAUAAGACCGGAAACAAAAGAGGCUUUGCCUUUGUUACAUUUGACGACCACGACUCCGUUGAUCGUAUCGUCAUUCAAAAAUACCACACUGUGAAUGGGCACAACUGUGAAGUCAGAAAAGCUCUGUCUAAACAAGAGAUGCAGAACACUGGCAUGAACAUGAGAGGCCGUGGUGGUGGAGGAGGCGGUGGAAACUUCAACAGAUACGGCAACAAUGGCGGCUACAACAGUGACUUUGGCGGAGGCGGUGGUGGUGGCGGCGGCAACCGCGAUGGCUAUUUUGGAAGAGGAGGCAGAGGUGGUGGAGGUGGCGGCGGUUAUGGAGGUGACUGCUACAACAACGGAUUUGGUGGCGGAGAUGGUGGUUAUGGUGGUGGUCCUGGCAACUAUGGUGGAAACCGUGGAUAUGGCGGUGGUGGCGGAGGAGGAGGGCAUGGUUAUGGCAACCAGGGAGGUGGUGGUGGUUAUGGUGGCGGCAACAGCGGUGGUGGCGGCUAUAAUGACAAUUACAACAAUGGCAAUGGCAACUUUGGAGGUGGCAACUUUGGAGGAGGUGGUGGCAGUGGAGGUGGUAACUACAGUGACUUUGGCAACUAUAACAACCAGCAGUCCAACUACGGUCCCAUGAAAGGGAACUUUGGAGGUGGUGGCGGCGGAGGAAGAAACAGUGGCCCAUAUGGUGGUGGCUAUGGCGGUGGAUCUGGUGGCGGAUACGGUGGCGGCUCUGGUGGUAGACGGUUUUAAGCUCAAAAAGGACUGAGUGCUUUAGGAGAGGAGAGCAAGAGAAGUGACAGGGCAGAUGCAGGUUUACAUCCCUAGAUCUGCUCAGCCAAACAGGUGUGGCAGGCUUACAGCUGCCACCAGAAGAAGUGUACAGUAGCGCUAUCAUGUGUGGGACAUCAUGAAAUUGUCAUCAUGCAGACUUAUUUUAUAUUGUCUAUGGAAAAAGCAUUCCAAUGAGGUUUUAUGUAGACUUACUUUCAGUCUUUAUGGUUUUGAUUUUUAUGUAACCAACCAAGGUGAAAUAAAACAUCCUUUUUGUUUUUUUAAAAAUUGUGCGUUUUAGUCAUUUUUCUUUGGGGUUUUAGAGUAGUACACUUUAACUUAACUGGAGCGUCUGAGCCUUUUUAGUAGAACCUAAACUCAACUGUCAAGUGGCUCUUAAAAACAAGGUAAAUGUAACUCAAACUGGUUCAAAAAGUAUAGGCUGUUUAAUGCAAAUGCCUAGAGUAGUGUGGCCGCAUAUCAGUCUAGCCAUGGGAGCAGGCUGAGAAAGGAGUAGCAAGAUCGUCGCCCUGUGAAGAAGCAGAGAGCAGGGAGUACAGGGCGCCACUCAAAGACUAGCAGGCAGCGCUUUUAUAACUCCUGUAGGUAAGAACAGACUUCUCCACUACCGCUGGUAACUGUAAAACAAUUUUAUUAGCAGAAGCUGUACAGUUAAUGUGAACUUCCCAUUCAGUGUUGUGUAUGUUACAGGGGAAGUAACUGCAGUCAGCAUAGUUUGGUGCACAAGAUUUUGUAGACAUUUAAACCCUUUUUAAUGCAUGCCCACUUGUGGUUUUUCAAUGUUCUGUAUUUAACUUGCUGACCUUGUUACUCUUGCUUUUUCAGGAUCUGAUGAGUGAAAUUCAUCACUUGAAAUGAAAAGGCAUUUGUCUGUCUAUAAACGGGUGAAAUGAUAAAAGGUACUUGCUCUUGUAAUGCAAUACUUUUUAUCUGGUUUAUAAUAUCCCAAGUCUCAAACUUGUUCUCUUUUCCAGGACCAAGAUGCAGCUGAAGAGAUUUUAUUUUUAUUACCUGUUUUUACCUUUUUUACAAUAAACUUUUAAUGCUACAA
Molecule: messenger RNA, 2374 nt
Organism: Labeo rohita (rohu)
Lineage: Eukaryota; Metazoa; Chordata; Actinopteri; Cypriniformes; Cyprinidae
Gene: hnrnpa1b
Product: heterogeneous nuclear ribonucleoprotein A1b
Exons: 11
Coding region: 121-1281 (386 amino acids)
Molecular function (GO): RNA binding
Source: RefSeq, a predicted model, not a curated record